GGGGGGGACACUUUGUUUCCGGCGGAGGUGGAAAAGAACAGCAUGGCAUCACAUUUUUGGAUUGUCUUUUCUGCCCAUUGUAGUGUCAUACGCAAGUCAAAAUGAACAGCUUAGCAAAGCAAAACUUUACUACAUUAGCCGAAGAUGGCAUCAACAGUCAAAUUCAAAUAGAACAAACCGCAAGUCAGGUGUAUUUGGCCGCAGCUGCGUAUUUUGCUAGAGAUAAUGUCGCACUCCCUGGCCUUGAACGUUUUUUCAGAGAGCAAGCCCACGAAAACCAAGAAAGUGCACAGUACUUAAUUGAUUAUCAAAAUACUCGUGGUGGUCGCGUUGAGAUCAAACAGAUUCCAGAACCUAACACGGAGUGGACCUCGGCUAUGAAUGCUAUCGAAUCAAGUUUGUCUUUGGAAAAGGAUGUGAAUAAGGCUUCGCUGAAUUUGACAACUCUUGCUAUUGAUCAAGCGGAUCCCCAUUUUUUCCACAUUUUAAAGAAACAUUCUUUGAAGCAUCGUGUCCAAUCUAUUGAAGAGCUUGCCAAGGCCAUAACUCAGAUGCAGCGAGCAGGUGGUGACGGUCUUGGCUUGUACCUCGUCGAUCAGGACAUCUGGAAGCAUGGUCAUUUCUCCGUAGGAAGGCUUGGCCUAGGUGGCGAAGAUUAGAUCCGGAAGGAAAGCUUUGCAAACAUGGCGCAGGCUCUCACAUUACAUUGCCACACUGUAAUUCUCUCAUCCACAUCCGUAUUCACCCCCCGAGUAACUUGU
Molecule: messenger RNA, 761 nt
Organism: Umbelopsis ramanniana AG
Lineage: Eukaryota; Fungi; Mucoromycota; Umbelopsidomycetes; Umbelopsidales; Umbelopsidaceae
Exons: 7
Coding region: 102-659 (185 amino acids)
Biological process (GO): iron ion transport; intracellular iron ion homeostasis
Cellular component (GO): cytoplasm
Molecular function (GO): ferric iron binding; ferrous iron binding
Source: RefSeq, a predicted model, not a curated record